AUGGCGAAGCCCAGGAAACCGCCUGCUCCGAGGCCGGCCUGCAGGCAGCGGCCGCGGGGCUCCGCCCCCGGGCUAGGGGCAGGCCCCUACACAGGCGCGCUCCCUGCCACCAGGCUCCCGCAAAACUGCGGCAUCAUGGCACCUGCCGGGCGUCCCGGAGCCAAGAAGGGUAUUUUAGAGCGUCUGGAUAGUGGGGAGGUUGUGGUUGGAGAUGGCAGCUUUCUCAUAACUCUGGAGAAGAGGGGCUAUGUGAAGGCCGGGCUCUGGACCCCAGAGGCUGUGGUGGAGCAUCCAAAUGCAGUUCGUCAGCUUCACAUAGAAUUCCUGAGAGCGGGAUCCAAUGUCAUGCAGACUUUCACCUUUUCUGCCAGUGAAGAAAACAUGGAUAGCAAGUGGGAAGAUGUAAAUGCUGUUGCCUGUGACCUUGCCAGAGAAGUGGCUGACAAAGGCGAUGCCUUGGUGGCAGGGGGGAUCUGCCAGACAUCAAUAUAUAAACAGCACAAGGAUGAAGCAAGAGUUAAAAAACUUUUUCAACUACAGCUUAAGGUUUUUGCCAAGAAAAAUGUGGACUUCUUGAUUGCAGAGUAUUUUGAGCAUGCUGAAGAAGCUGUGUGGGCUGUGGAAGUCUUAAAAGGAGCUGGUAAACCUGUGGCAGCUACUAUGUGCAUAGGCCCAGAGGGAGACAAGCAUGAUAUCACACCUGGAGAAUGUGCUGUUAAGCUGGUGAAAGCAGGGGCUUCAAUUGUUGGUGUGAACUGCCGGUUUGGGCCCAAGAGCAGCUUGGAGACUGUGAAGCUCAUGAAGAACGGCCUCCAGGCUGCAGGGUUGAGAGCACACCUGAUGGUACAGCCCCUGGGGUUCCACACCCCCGACUGUGGCAAAGGAGGGUUUGUGGACCUCCCAGAAUACCCCUUUGGACUGGAGCCCAGAGUUGUGACCAGGUGGGAUAUUCACAAAUACGCCAGAGAGGCCUACAACCUGGGGGUCAGGUACAUAGGUGGGUGCUGUGGAUUCGAGCCCUACCACAUCAGGGCAAUUGCAGAGGAGCUAGCCCCAGAAAGGGGCUUUUUGCCACCGGCCUCAGAAAAGCAUGGCAGCUGGGGAAGUGGAUUGGACAUGCACACCAAACCGUGGAUUAGAGCCAGGGCUAGAAGAGAGUAUUGGGAGAACCUGCUGCCGGCUUCAGGCAGACCUUUCUGUCCUUCGCUGUCAAAGCCAGACGUCUAAGGAACAAUGGAACAGAAAGAAAUACCCCCAAGGCCUUCUGGACCCCUCCCUCGCCUUUGCCCUGAGCCCACCCUGCUGUUUCCAGCCACUAACGUUGAACUGCUACUGUGGUUAAGCACCUUCCCUGCUGGAUGCUGCAGGGGAUGCAACCAUGAUGAGAAAGGCUUCUUGUUCUCAGUGUGUGCUGCCCAGUAAUACUGCACUACGUUGUUUUUGCGGUGGCCAAGAAUGGCAAACUUGUCUUGGGACAAAUUAAAGAUGAAAAAAUAACCGGAAGUCACUGAGCACCAAGCUAGGGAGGAAUGCAGGUAACUAAGCCAGGUAUUUGAGGGAGACGGAGUGGCAUUCUGAACUAACACACUGAGCUCGCUUCCCUUAAUGAUUUGUAUAAUGACUCCAAAGGCACUUCCCAAAGAAAGAAGCAAACACCAUUUUUGAGCAAUGGAAAGAUUUUAAAAUAAGUGUAUAACCUUCCAAAGUAAUUACUUUCAGAGAUGAUUUUACUUAAAGGUGUUAGGCGCUAGAACUUUUAAUGUCUUUAUAGUCACAAAUAACUAGAUUUAGGGACAAAGGUAAUGAAAUAACAUCUUACAUUUUUCCUUAUAGCAUUUACUGUUGUGCUAGGCAUAAUAAUAGAUGCUCAAUGAAAUAGUUAUGGUUUAAAAUAAGUAAAAACAAACAGUGUUAGAAGACCUUUUUAAAGUCAAUGUUCAAAUCUAUCUUGGUCUAGUAUUUUCUUGAUUUAUCUUUUUGUUACGUUCUAUGUACUGAUUUCUCUCUGUAUUUCAAAAUAACGUAGCA
Molecule: messenger RNA, 2028 nt
Organism: Artibeus jamaicensis (Jamaican fruit-eating bat)
Lineage: Eukaryota; Metazoa; Chordata; Mammalia; Chiroptera; Phyllostomidae
Gene: BHMT2
Product: betaine--homocysteine S-methyltransferase 2
Exons: 8
Coding region: 1-1227 (408 amino acids)
Molecular function (GO): betaine-homocysteine S-methyltransferase activity; zinc ion binding
Source: RefSeq, a predicted model, not a curated record